AUGGUUUACCAAACACCAUCUGCGCAUUGUAUCAUGACAAAGAGAACAAUGCAUAUCGGUUCAGAAAUCACUACGCUUGUUGACGAUGACAGUCACUUUGUAGUUGUUAGGCCAAAGGCAUUUGUUGAUUCAAGUGGCACAACUUGGGCAAGCGAGAUUGUAAGGCUUCGAACAAUGCAUCCUGCCGUUUUUGAGAUUCCUUUGGCUAGUGAUGACACAUCAUUUAGUGCUGAGCAAAGAGGCAGUCUGUGCAAGAUUGAAUACGCUGUAUUCCAAUACCUGGAUAUGACAGAGGAAGAGGACGUCAAGAAGGUUUCUGCCCAUGAUGACUGUCCCCAUCGGAAAUAUGAGAGGAAUCGAGUUCAACAUCUACUCUCUAAAAUAAAUAAUGCUGGACACAUUGAGCAUGAUGCUGAUAGGUAUGUUGUUGUUGUUAUUGUUGUUACUUCUUUUUAAAAUUUUUAAAGUAACGAAUACUUACUCUCUGAAACUGAAACCACUGUCAUAAAUAUAACUACUAAACGAAUAUCAUGAGAAAAUUUGGACCUCUUUGACACCAUAGAAAUAUUCUGGAAAUUGUAAAGAAUUAAGUUGAAAAUGAGAUUUCCAAGAUUGUUCACACUUCCAUAGUUUGGAAACCAUAAUAAUUUGAAUAUAUCUGAGAAUAAAAUAUUUCUAUAUUGUAUAUUUCUAUAUUUGUGUAUUGCUCCGAAAUUGUACCACUGCCUUUUUUUUCAGAUUGCCUGUCGCCAUUGGCAUUCUGCAUGACCAGGUGAACCACUUGAAACAAUGUGCUCAAGAUUUGGAGGUUUUUUUGGCCACAGCUUCCAAUCCAGUUGCAACCAGUGACUUCAUCAAGAUCAAGGACAGCUGUAGAUCUAUUCUGGCAACAGUUAAAGAAAUUGAUCUUCCCCGAGUAAUUUAA
Paramuricea clavata is the source of this 925-nucleotide messenger RNA. The record is from the annotation of a GenBank genome assembly. NCBI's taxonomy places the organism in Eukaryota, Metazoa, Cnidaria, Anthozoa, Malacalcyonacea, Plexauridae.